Messenger RNA from Phytophthora sojae, 669 nucleotides. RefSeq lists its product as hypothetical. The transcript has a single exon. Lineage: Eukaryota; Oomycota; Peronosporomycetes; Peronosporales; Peronosporaceae. The record is from RefSeq and is a predicted model, not a curated record. The coding region runs from base 1 to 669 and encodes 222 amino acids.
AUGAUCACCCGUGGAGCUCCUGAGUCCGCCAGCGCGCCUGCCUCGCCUUCAUCCCGUGCCCCCGCGGUACCUUCGGAUAGCGAGGCACCUGCUGCCACCGCUGUCGUCGUCGACGUGACCGGCGGGGAAGAGCCCUGGACGGCGACCUCCGCGAGGCGCACGUCUGACCCUCCCCUGCUGCGAUCGAGCAAGCGAUCGUCUGCGCGUAGCGCGCCCGACACAGCGACAGCUGAGGCCCGUAAGGGCAAGAAGGCGGCGGCUAAACGGCUGACUGCCGGCACCGCAACUUCAGCUGCGAAGCCCCCGACGCGCGACACAGCGGGAGAAGAAGGCUGCGCCUCCCCCGGCAAAGAAGACGAAGAAGACAGCUGCGCCAAGCGUCCAGCCGGUCACCGCUCUGACCAAGGGUUCGACCUGACAACCUUCAUGGCCUCGUUCCAGCCCGGGCGCGGUGGUGCGACUGACGAUCCCUCGCAAGCUGAGCGCGGUGCACCCACGGCAAGGCCCGUGAUGUGGCCUCGGAGCUGCAGGCACUCCGAGACGAGGUGGCGCGCCUACGCGGGCUCGUCGGAGCCCACGGCCCACCUGCUCGAGACUGUACACGCCUUGGUGCCACGACGGAUCCCAACACCAGAGGCGAGCUGCCACCGGCGGAGCUACGUCAGCUGA